CAGCUGUACUACCUACACCGCUUGGCUGUACGCUUUCUUUGGGACAGGCACCAUAUCGAUGAAACAGCGACUAGAAACACAUUUGUGUAUAAUAUUCGCAAGAAAUGUGUUGUUUAGCGGCAAUUUUCAUUCUUACACAUCAAUGGAAGGUUCUAGAAUGGUCAUGUGAUGUGGUUUGACCAGUUAUGUUGCAUUUUGAAAAAUACCCUGCUUUUCCGUGUUUUUUUUUUUACGAGUGCCUUCUAUAACUUUCAAACUAUCUAGGUUACUACAUCGAAAAAAGGACGCGGAUGUCAGUGAGCUCAAGGUGAACCGAUGUUUGCUAUAACAAUAUCUAGGAUAUUUGUAUUUAGUAAAACGAAAUCCUCUCCCACGCUAGUGAGGAAAUCAAGGACUGAAUGUAUCACGUGAACUGGUUUGACCAAUCACCGCUUGAGUUCUGAACUGAAGUGUAUAAAUAUGAGGCGGUUGCCCAUAGAGACGUCCGCCAUUGAAGGCUCGUUUUCAAUGUACUUGAUAUUGGUAAAACCGUGUAUUGUUUUUUAAAAAUAUUAUUUGUUAGCAAACUAAAAACAGCAACAUUUUUAUCCACCGCAUCAUCGGCGACAGUUUCAUUUGGCAUCCUUCCAGCAGAACACGGUCGGCAAAGAACGUCUGUCUCAGUUCGGCAGUAAAAACAAUCUUGUUGUGCCAGAGACGGAAAGUAGUCUUGGAGGAAGAUGUGUGAUGAGAGCUGAGCUACGGAAAAUAAGUGUCGCUCUCAACUGCUACCCCGUGUUCACCACGCUUUGGACUGCAUCACGAUGACAGACACCAAAUACCCUUCGGUGUCCAGGGUGGGAGGCGUGAACCCUCCUCCGCCGAAGUUCAACAACCCAAAGAAACCUGGUCGCCAAACCAACCAGCUGCAGUACCUGGAGAAGGUGGUGGUCAAGGCCCUGUGGAGACACAACUUCUCCUGGCCUUUCAGGACGCCUGUUGACGCUGUCGGACUGCACAUUCCAGAUUACUAUACAAUUAUCAAAACGCCAAUGGACUUGAGCACCAUCAAGAAGCGUCUUCAGAAUAAUUAUUACUGCAACGCGUUGGAAUGCAUACAGGACUUCAACAAACUCUUCACCAACUGCUAUGUAUAUAAUCGGCCUGGAGAUGACAUAGUUCUGAUGGCCCAAGCCUUGGAGAAGAUCUUCCUACAGAGAAUGGCUGAGAUGCCCCAGGAAGAGACUGAGAUAUCUGCCAUCACAACCAAGACACCAGUGAAGGGUGGGAGGAAGUCCUCCUCUGCUAGUGUGGUGAAGCUGAGGCCCCAGUCCCCUGUGUCUGAGGUGGUGUUCCAGCAGACAGUGACAGUUAUCCCUCCUGAGGCCCUCCACACCGUCCCCCCUGCUGCCCAGCUCUCCUCACACAUAGCAGCCAAAAUCAAGAAGGGUGUGAAGAGAAAAGCAGACACCACCACGCCGACAGCCUCUGCUCCGAUCACCAGCUGCGAGUCGUCCCCCAUCGUUGACGGCUCGGCGGCCUGUAAGCUGUUCUCCAGGCGGGGCAGCGGUCGGCCCAUCAAACCCCCCAGGAAAGACCUGCCGGACUCUCCCCAGCACCACCAGAGCAAGAAGAGGAAGCUCUCUGAUCAGCUCCGCUUCUGUAACUGCAUCCUGAAGGAGAUGUUCACCAAGAGGCACGCGGCCUACGCCUGGCCCUUCUAUAAGCCGGUGGAUACAGAGGCCCUGGGUCUACGCGACUACCACGACAUCAUCAAGCAGCCCAUGGACCUGGGCACCAUACGGAAAAAAAUGGACGAACGUGAGUACAUGGAUGCCCAGGAGUUUGCUGCUGAUUUCAGACUCAUGUUUUCCAACUGUUACAAAUACAACCCACCCACCCACGAAGUUGUUAUUAUGGCAAGAAAACUACAGGAUGUGUUUGAGGCACGCUGGCUGAAGCUUCCAGUGAGGAGUGCGGGUGAUCCAGGACACUACGGUCACCACAGGGACAAGAAAGCGAGAGGAGAUGGGCCUGAGCGCUCUUCCAGCACAGGCAGCAGUGACAGCGAGAGCUCCUCUGAAUCGGAGUCCUCCUCUGGUACGGAGGAAGAGGAGGAGGAGGAAGAGGAGGCCAGAGUUCUACGGCUGGCUAAACUAGAGGAACAGUUGAAAGCGGUGCACGAUCAGCUGCAGAAACUCACCCAGGAGCCCCUGCUCAAACCAAAGAAGAAAGAGAAAUCAAAGGAGAGAAGAAAAAGGAAGGAAACGAGUAGUAGACCGAAGCAAGAAGAAGACCUGAGGAAGACCAAACCUAAAGUACAGCAGAGGGGCAUCAAUAAGGGCGCGUCUGCAGUGCACGGCAAGAGGAGGAAGAUGGAACUCCCAAUGGUGCCCUACAAGUCUGAUGAGGAAGAGGUGCCAGCGGUGCCCAUGUCGUACGGUGAGAAGAGGCAGCUGAGCCUGGACAUCAACAAGCUUCCGGGGGACAAACUGGGCAAGGUGGUGAACAUCAUCCAGGCCAGGGAGGCCUCGCUCAGAAAUGCCAACCCUGAGGAGAUCGAGAUCGACUUUGAGACCCUCAAGCCCUCCACCCUCAGGGCCCUGGAGAGCUUCGCCAUGACCUGCCUCAGGAAACGGCCCAAGAAACACAACCUGAAUAAGCUGGUGAAAACCAAAGGACCAAUACAGACUGUGAAGAAGCAGGAUGCAGAGAAACAUCUCCAGAGUAUUACUGAAGAAAUGAUCUCACUGGCAAAGAAGAAAAAGACAACAAAUGAGCUCCCCAGGGCUCCUGCUGUCCCAGACCAAACCCAGCCAUCCCGUCUCCGUGAGGGCAUCGGCUCUGACAGCUCCAGCAGCAGUAGUAGUGAUUCUAGCAAUUCUGAUAGCAGUGACUCUGAUUCAGUGAAGAAAACCAAGAAGAAGAAAAGCCAAGGUGCUCCACACAAGGUCAAGACCAAGUCUAAAAAUAAGAAAUCUGAGAAGAAAGACUCAUUGUCGGAGUCUUCUCUCCAGACCAGCCUGCCCCUGCAUGCCUCUCCAUCCCCAGCAGCAGUCACUAAAGGCCAGUCUACACAGCAGUACCCAGCCCAGCCUCCUCUAGAUCUGCUCAUCUCACCCCCAGCCUUACACAGCCGCCUGCCUCCGCAGCCUUCAAGACCUAGUUCCAAAGCAGCACCACUACCUCGCAAAAACAUGGUGGCACCCCAGCAGCUCACUGACAUUCAGCCCCAACAACCAGACCCCCUAUCUGAGAGCCCUACUACCCCCUCCCUCACUCCCCCUUCUGCCUCCUCCUGUGAUCCCUCCCUGACUCUAACUCUGCCCACAGACCCUCUCAGCACAACAUCCACCCCCACACAAGAACCUCCCUCCAGCCUACGCUGUUUGCCCCAGCCCUCUCCCCUAGCACUCCUCACCUCUCCUCAUUGUCAAUCACCGGGCCAGACACAGGAGGUGAAAACUGGGCCAGUUUAUCUCAAUCUACCUGAUAGGGCACAACAGGAAGGUCUGUCUCCGCUGCUGUCCCCUCUGACCUCUCCUCCUGUAGGUUUAUUACAGGCUGCUGGCAGCAGAUAUGAGCAGCUGUACCCAGUGCUGUUGUCCCCUCUACAAGACAGCCCAUUACAGCCUGUGAAGGAUGACAGGAGGCUCUCGGAAGCACUGGAGGAGACUCCCUACAGGAAGCUGCAGAAACAGACUAAUACCAGACACUCUGACAGUGUGUUUGAUGGUAGCAACACCAGCCUAUCUCAUCCAGCUAAUAAAACCACUGCUGACGGAAAAAAUACACCUGCCAAAAAGGAUAUUGUCCUGAAGAACGCAGACUCCUGGGCUAGUCUGAGGAAGAUGUCUCUUUCCACUCCCUCUACGGUGAGGUCAUCGAAGGAGAGCUUUGAUAAGUUUCGCAGGGCAGCCAUAGAGAAGGAGGAGAGAGAGAAAGCUCUGAUUCUAAGGAGGAUGCAGAUGAAGGAGAUGGCUUCUGGGAAGAGCAGCCUGACUAUGCCAGUAUCAGUGCCACCUAGAGCAGCAGAACCGGAGCCCCUGCCCUGUAGAACUCCAACCCCAGAGCCAGCAGAGAUCCCCCUGCAGACAGAGGACAUUGUGGAGCCUCCGCCUCCUAAAGCUCCAGAGGCCCUGAGAGAGGAACCUCCAGUGGCUGCCCCAACCCCACCUCCGCCCCUCACUACUCAGACCUCUGUGGACAGGGAGAGGGAGAUGGCCCGCAGGAGAGAACAGGAGCGACGCAGACGGGAGGCUAUGUCUGGUAUCAUUGACAUGACCAUGCAGAGUGACAUCAUGGCAACAUUUGAGAAGAACCUGGACUAACAAAAUGGCAGCAGGCAGUGCAGCUUGUGACCGACCGACUGAUGUCUUCUGUUGUUGGACAAUAAAUAAAUGAGCAUGGUGUUCCAGUAGACAGCACCCUAGGCUUCUUCUCUCCCUCCAGACUGUCUGUCUGAACAGAGCGAGCUGCAUCUAAAUUAAGGAAACGGGUCAUUGUUGCUUCCCAAAUGACAAUCCUACCCCCUAUAUAGUGCACUACUUUGGUCUGGUCAAAAUGAUUACAUUAUAUAGGAAAUAGGGUUCCAUUUGGGACAGCCUAUUACUAUCCUUACCAGGGGAAGCUUGUACUGUACUAUAGCAGCAUCACAUAACCCCAGUACAUUUUAGUAUUGUUGUAAACUGUAAGAAGAUACUGUAAGAUGUAAAAUAUUGAUAUUGCAACAAAAAAACACUCUAUGGACCAUAUAUAGAUGGCAUUUGACUUUCCUUUUUCUACUCAUGGUGAUGGUGGUUUUGUAAAUAUCUGCUGCACUGAAGUAAUGCUUACCUCUUAGAGAAAAAUACUAAGUAAAAAGUUAGCAAAAUGAAGAGCUGUUGAAAAAAAUAAAUGAUGAAAAUAACUUGUUUUUCCUCCAACACGUAGAGUCCUCUGUUCCUUUUCACCUAGGUUACUUCCCAAAUGGCACCCUAUUGCCUUUGUAGUGUAUUACUUUUGACCAGGGCCCAUAGGAUCUUGUAAAAAGUAGUGCACUAUAUAAAGAAUAGGGUGCCAUUUGGGACACUACUUGGUGAGUCGUCCUCCUAUGACUGCAGUACACAUCAACCGGUUCACACACUUCUUAACAUUCCAACUCUGACUUGGCUGAAAUGCAUAACCUGACCUUUGUGUUUGCUACACUCCCAAAUACUAAUACUAUGUAUAUCCAUGUACUGCACUGUAUAGUUUCUCCAGUUAUAGUUCUUAUCUUCAUACUUCAUUCAUAGUUACAAUUCUGCACCUUGUUGUGGAAAAAUCUUCAAUAUGAUGCGCUGUGUUUUACAAUGCAUGUCCUAUUUGAUUGACUUAAGUAAAAAAUGCCUUUCUGUUUAUCUGUAUGAAAUCAUACUUAGUAUUUUGUUACAUGGAGGCUGAAGGUGUGUUGAUCUUUGCCAAAAUGUCUAUUUCAAAUGUGGGACUUAUUUAAAACUAUACACUUGUUUUGAGUUUCUGCUUGAAAAAGUUUAAGUGCCAUGUAUAGUGGUGUGCCUAAAGCAAACUUUAGGCAUUGUUGAUGCCUACAUUGUUGGCUUUUUCUAAUCAAGAUCCAAUCCUGACUAAAUGUUUUGGGAGACAUGUAAGACUUUGUUAAUGUUUUUUUGAUCCUAUGGUUCUAGCUAUUCUGCAGGGUUUUUUUCUCUCUUUGACAUAAUGAACAGUAGCACUUUAUUCUGUAUCUUGUGGUAUGCGUGAAUGUCAUACCAUUUAUAGAGAAAGAACUAAUAUACUUUUGAGAAGAUCACACUCUAAAAGCUAAAUCAUAAAAAGAUUUAUUAAAGCAGUGUUUUCUGUA
Molecule: messenger RNA, 5818 nt
Organism: Salvelinus fontinalis (brook trout)
Lineage: Eukaryota; Metazoa; Chordata; Actinopteri; Salmoniformes; Salmonidae
Product: bromodomain testis-specific protein-like
Exons: 21
Coding region: 804-4310 (1168 amino acids)
Biological process (GO): positive regulation of transcription elongation by RNA polymerase II; chromatin remodeling
Cellular component (GO): nucleus; chromatin
Source: RefSeq, a predicted model, not a curated record